Messenger RNA from Musca domestica (house fly), 5926 nucleotides. RefSeq lists its product as uncharacterized. Gene Ontology annotation, cellular component: cytoplasm; dendrite; synapse. The transcript is spliced from 4 exons. Gene Ontology annotation, biological process: chemical synaptic transmission; axon extension; synaptic vesicle transport. NCBI's taxonomy places the organism in Eukaryota, Metazoa, Arthropoda, Insecta, Diptera, Muscidae. The coding region runs from base 158 to 5791 and encodes 1877 amino acids. The record is from RefSeq and is a predicted model, not a curated record.
GAAUCAAUGAAAAGAAGAAGACUCAUAAAAAAACAAACAAAAAACAUUUUUUAUCUGUUGCUUUCAAGUUCCACUGCACUUCGUUGCAUGAAUGGAAUGUUGGAACGUUAUCUGGUAGUCAAUUAUCAUCGAACUCUACACAAAAACGGAAUUGAAUAUGGCUAGCAACUACGAACGAGAAAAAAUUUUCAAGUCUUGGUCUGGGAUUAGUGAGCUGGCUCUCAUCAAGGAGGUGGCCACCAAAGGUGAACACGUCGACUUGUGUAUUUCGUAUUGGGCUAAAAAAAGGAAAAUGCCUGUUAAUGAUUACGAGCUGUUUUUCCACGAUAUCGUCCAGACGUAUGUGGCACGACUUUUAAAUGAACGAUUAGUGUGCAAAGCUGAAAUAGUCCUUCGUAAUGUCCAUCGGGAUGUAAAGUGUUUCUACUAUCAGUUUGCGUGUGAAUGCAAUGACCCAGAAUUAAGCGAAUUACUAAUAGAUCAUUUGCGAAAAAUUGAACUACAAAACUUUGAGGGCGAAAUGCAAAAUUUGCAACUUCAUUGGAACCUUUUGGAAAAGCUAAAGAAAUCCGAUGCAAUAAUGAUGGAUGUAAAGAAACAUAUGAGGCGAGUAAAUUUGGAAUCGCUGAUGGCGUUAGAUACUGCAACAAAACAACACAUAAUGAUAUCGUUGUAUUUUGAGAGUCGCAAUGAAAGCUUGUUGCAGUACAUCAACAAAUUUGUUAUGUGGAAUUUUCUAAUAGAAACAAAACAAAUUGAUGAGAUAAUUUCUUGGUGUAAUUUACAGCAAUCGAACUAUAGCGCAUUUCCGUUCACCACAAGUCUUUCUGCCUUGGAACAUAAGUAUACAGAGUGGUCCAUUGAAGCGGAAAUGUACGAAUAUGCUAUUCGUUCCCUUAGCAGCCAAAACGAUGAAGUACUACGUAAUUUAUUUGCAUCAGCUGGAUAUUUUUUCGCUGACGAAAGAAAUCAAGUAGAAACGAUAUUGCAAAGAAUCUGCGUUAGCAAUAGCAUAACUAAAAAUCGGGAGUACAUCAGGUCAUUAAAAAUGGGUCGUUUUAUUUAUGAACGAGGAUUAUAUCACCUGCUUUUGAAUGACUUUGUUACUGCUCGGCAAUUGGAAGAAAUGCUUGAAAGUGUCGACGAAAAUGGGACCCUCCUUAAUCUUAUAAUUACUCUCAAAUCAAAUGAACUAGAAGAUUUGGAAGGUUUUAAAAAGAUUGUCCAUCACACCUCGAAGUAUAUGGAAGAUAUUAGUUCAAAUGAUUGUGAUAAAUGGACAUUGGCUACACUUUUUGAGUUUCUCACGAACCAACCAACUUUGGCUAACCUACACUGCUCCAUAGCAUCGGGCAUUUUGAAAUCAUUGACAUAUCUCAAAGUUGUAUUGUAUCACGAAAAUAAUAACGCUGCUGUCAAUCCACAGAGUAUCCCUACAAUUUAUGAUCUAAUAAAAACAUUCAAAGGAAUCGAUGUAAAUCGCUUGUGCCGGGACGCAAAUACCUUCAGCAAAGUACCGAUUGCUGAGGGGGAGAUGAAUAAAAACAAUCAUCGCUUAAACUUCGUACAUUAUAUAAAACAAUCGAGAAGUGCCUAUGCAAUUUAUCUGAUGUUAAUUGAACAGUUACAAAACUAUGCCCAAAUUACAAAAACUCAUUUGCUUACGACUUGUGAAAGUGUUUACGAGUUGGCAUUACAGACACCCAUCGCCGAUUCGGAUGUUAUUAGUCAUUGUAUUGCGUUUUGUGAAAUGCUUGGUUUCGAUACUCAGCAACUGAGAUGUAUUCUGAGACUGCGCCAGUGCUUACAGCAUGCACACUAUCCGAACGUGUGCCCUGACAAGAAAGAUCUAAAAUCGGUCAUAAACGAAGCUGAACGUUUACUGUUGGAUAAAUUGGCAAACGGCGAUGACACACAAAUAUUCCCUCUCAUUGAGUACAGUACAAUCAUGGCAUGUAAAGCUAUUGUCCCACACAACAGUGCCAUUUUUGAAGACAAUGGAUCCCUGAUAAUGCAACGUUAUGCUAGUAAAAGUGACUAUUGGCACUUGUUAGUGUUAUUGCACUAUUUUGAAAUACCAUUGGAACAGAUCAAAUUGUUGGGGAAAUAUUUCAAAAAUUCUCCAAUGGGGGAUCAUUUGUUGAGGGCAUUAUCCUCAUUCUCGAGCAGCAAUUUGGAGGGGAAUUCAAUGAAGCGACGUUCCAGCCUUACAAAACGUCAAUUACAAACAAACAGACAAAAGAAGACAGCGGGAGAUAGACGAGCCAUAAACACUUCAGUGGAAACAUUAACAUCCUCCAUGGCGUCUGGAAAUGAACUUCCAGGCGCUCCGAGUUCUUCGAUGACCCAAAGCGCACAUAUAUUUGCAGAUUGUACCAAUGGUAGUCCCGAUAUUUUCGCCUUGAUCCUUAUGAAUAUGAGUUCUUCCGAUCCACGUAUUGAACCUGAUUUGGAUGUGACUUCGUUUUUGCAACAACUACAAAAUAAAAACGAUGAGCCCAUCUCAGCUAUUGUCAAGUUUCUAAGAACCUCAAUAGCGCAACAGUUGCCCAUAAUGGCUGUGAUGGCUGCUUCGAUAGCUUCCGCUGAUUUCAAUUCAACUCAUGUAGAAUGGUGUUGGUUGGUGUGGUUGGGAGUCACAACAGAUCAAUGGAACAAUCUUGUACGAUUCUCCCAUAACGUACAGGAAUUUCCCUGGAAUCUAAUAGACCAUUUAAUUUCACAAAAUCAUAUUACCGCCCUUGUCCGGAGCUUUGAAAUUUUCUUUCCAGAUAACGGGCUUAUUCAUCUCUUCCGUUUCCUACAAUUGUCAACCCAAAAUGAAUUUGGUGACGCAAAUGUCCAUGAACUGCGUCUUUAUUGUUUAGCAUGGAGUAAUGAAGAAAUUCGCUUGCCCUUGAACUUUCGACCUCAACGUGAGAAACUGAUGAAGCGCACCAUACGUCUCUUGUUGUUGCACACGCAGAGCAACUUUGAAUCUGCCGUGGAUCAACUUAAAUUUUUAAAUUGUGUUUGCAAAUCGGGUUUAAGCGACAUUACGGGACAGCUGGACUUCUGCCUUUUAAAACAAUUCUGUGAUAUUCUAAUGUCGUUCAAUGGGUCAAUGGCUCAACGUUUCCCCUUGAACUUCAUCCAACUUUUGACUGGCGAACAUAGUGAUGUUAAGGAAUAUGAGCGGAUUCUCAACUGCGUUUUGGCCGCCAGGGAAUAUGAUACCGCAGUACGCUUAGCGUCUCUACUACACAAGCCCAUAAGUGAUAUAAUCUAUAGCAAAUGGGUUACUUCCUUGGAAUGUCAAUUGGAAGUGCCUUCGCCAGAUAACUUUGAUAAUUAUGUGUUUCCAUUUAACCAAUAUGAAAGCGAAGUAGCUGCUCAUUCUUUACCGCCCGAAACAUUGGUCAACUUCUUGCUUUAUGCAUCAGUUCAUUUGCCGGUGCACGCUUACAAAUCACGUUAUACGGUUUUGCAAAAAGCUUUAAAUGUUAUCAAACAUCAUCGCCUGUUUCCUAAUGAAUCUUUCGACCGCGACCAAAUCGAAUACGACAUGAUUGUUAAUUAUCUAUUGUUGGACGAAGGUGGUACCGUCGAUCUGACGUUAUAUCAUUCCGAAUAUUAUGAAGAAAUCAUGUUGUCCGAAAGAAGGGUGCUGUACAAAACAUUUUUGGAGCUCAAAGAAUUAGCAGGAAUUGAAGAUUUGAAUAUAAGCAAUAAAAUUGAAUUGAACGAAGUGCAGGUCAGACGCUUAGAAGACUUGUUGCAUCGAUUACUCGAUGAGGGAGAUGUUGUUGAGGCCUUGCGACUUCAGGAGUUGUUCGAUAUACGGCCUUUGGAUUUACGUUUCAUAGUCUUUUGUAUGGCAUUGGCAGAGUCCAUGUCGACGGUGUAUUGUAUGUCCGCAGAUGAACGUCAAUUGUUGAGUGAAAUUGAGCGUUCUUCUUUCUCCAAGUUUACCAAAAGAACGCUUUGCUCGACGCCAGGCGCUGCUGGCGGUGCAGGUGCUGGUGCCUAUUUAUCUGAUAGUUGUUCUACUCUAGAAUUCGAAGAGAUUCCUUCAAAGGAAAAACAAGAAACAUUAACAAUAUUGCAGGGUAUUGCAUCGAAACUCAAAUAUGGGGUGAAUAUAGCAAGACGCAUCAUCAGCUGUUACAGGGCCGCCAUGUAUCUGGACAAGGAAUAUAUUGACGUUUUGCGCACCAAAGAUGUUCAUAUAUUGCUGCAAAGUAUAGCCGAAGAGGGUUGUCUGCAUCGUCUACUAGUGGUCAGCGAUAUCUUAACAUCAACGCAUAUGGAACCGAAAGAAAUAGCUGAACUAUUGGCAUUUGAAAUUACUACCGCUAUUGUGAGGCCGCGAUUUUAUAUAUUUAGUCCUGAUCAACAGGCAAAGACAUCGUUUCGUAAUGCCGACUUAUGGGGAUAUAAUAUUGAUCGUGAUCUACAUUUGUUUUUGGAAUUGACUCCGGAUCGUACGCAGCUCGGUGCAUGUCUAUUGGAGUAUUGUGAUGCUCUCAAGGCCUACCGUAAAUAUCAGGACAAUAAACCAUACAAUUCCAAUAUCUAUUUUGAUCGUCUGGCGGAAAUAAUUGCCCGCUAUGGACUGCCAAACAACAGUGGUAACGUCAAUAGCAUAAAUGCCUCAGAAAUAACAUCCAGUGCGUUGAAUCAAACACAUCCACCUCAAGUCCUUUCCCAUAAAAAGCAGAACAUUAUUUAUGUGGAACUACUAAUUAAAGCUCACCAAGCCUUUGUGCACGAAUGUUCAAUGGAAGGAAUCGCAAAUGUCCUAAAUCGUGCCAAAGCCUUAAAUAAUAUUCUUGCUCAGGCUAAAUCUUGGUCAUUGAUAGUACGUAUGUUGACCGGAAUUGGGCGCUAUCGGGAGAUGUAUUUUUGUUUUGAUACAUUAAUUGAAAACGAACAGUUCGAAUCUCUACUUGGGCAGUUCGACGAAGAAAAGACAAUUACUUUGCGACAAGCGAUUUUGGCAUAUCUACGGGAAUAUUGUGCACCACAACAGGGAAAGGAACUAUUCAAAUUAGCCGCCUUACACUUCUUGAUGUAUAAGGAUCUUGCCGAAUUGUGGAAUCAAGAUGCUGAAGAAAUUCAAGUAAAUGUCUACAAUACGUCAAGUCUAUCCGACGAGUGCGAUAACGUGAAACUAAUCUGUAGUUCUGAUGUAACUAUUCAACUGAAUAAAUCACUCGAAUAUUUUGUGCAUGCCGCAGAAAAUUACCUGCAGGAUACCAAAUUGUUACUGGCACAAAAAAGUGCUGCCAAGGCUGAAUUGACAGCAAUGCAAAUUGACUUGGUCACCAAGGGACUUGAAAAACCGUCAUCUCCUUCGGGUAAUCAUCUGUGCCCAUGUGUAAUACAAUUAAAAUCUCGCCAACAAUUUAAAAAUUUAGUCAACGACGAGUUAAGUGUGUCACAAUCCUUGAUACUUAGUCGUGCCUAUGGCUACGAUAUCAAUUGGUCAGAGGCACUUCUCUCCCAAUACAUAAUUCUAACAAAUAAAUCAUAUUUUAUUGAUUUUCUCCAACAAAUUGAUAUUACUGAUGAUAUUAUAGAAAACGUUGUCAAAGGAUUUCAAGUGUAUGGAAAACAGAAUCGUAUAACCAAACAAAUGGAUGAAAAUAUUUCUCAACUGAUUGAAAUGGUUUCGUCGAUUACACUCAAAUAUAAAUUGGCAUCAUUACUCACCUUAAAAUCAACUAUAUUAUCCUUAAUUAAUAAUGAGAGUAUACACUAUUUAAGGGACAUGAAAUUUGGUCGCCGAAAGGAACAUCGGAAUAAAUGAGAUCAACAAUGUUUCUGUAUUUUUGCCAACGAUUGUAGAAGUUAAUACCCACAUACAUAUUUGUUAUUUUAUAUUAUUGUUAUAAAAAAACUUUCGUAAUAUACAUAUAUUAAAAAAACAUUUAUUUACACCAAA